CCCGGCGGUCGGCGGCGUCCCGAUGCGGGCGCCUCGCGGGCAGCCCGCCCUGGAGGAGUCCCUGCAGCGGUACCAGAGGCGGCUCCGAGAGCGUGCUAAUGAAAGUAUCCAUCAGCUGAAAUAUGCCUUGGAGGACAGACAUUUUGCAGAGAGUAAGGAUGAAGUUGGAUUUGACCAGUCCUCUGUGGACAAGGGCAGUGAUGAUGUGGACAGGGACAGUGACGACAGUGGGAGUCCACCCUGGGAGGAACUACAGCACAGUCAUGCAGUUAAUCAACUUAAAAUUUUGUUGCAACAUCAGGAAAAGAUGGAAAGUGAAGCCUCUCCAUCAAGGAGGAAGAUGCAAUUCCAAAAAACCCCAGAAGCUGCAACAGAAGACUUACCAGACCCUUCUGAUCUUAUUCCUAGAAUUAAUGAUCAGUCUCAGUACAUUGACCAUUUAGAAGCAGAAGUGAAGUUUUGCAAGGAGGAAUUGUCUGAGAUGAAGGAUCAGGUUCGAGCAGUUAUACUUGAAAAUGAGGACCUCCAUCAGAAACUGAAUUUUUUGACUGCAGAAUAUACGUUGGGAGAACAAGCUCUUCUACAUACCUCAGCCAAUAAUCAGAACUCCAGGUGUAAUGACUUGAAACUGCAUCAGCCUUCUAUAUCAUCAGCAGCACAAAACGGAGAUCCAGCUUUGGUUUCAAAAACUGUUGGAGAAGUAGAAAAAUGGCAUGUAGAACUGGAAAAACUGAAACUUCUUUAUCAGGACAAAAUCAAUGUUUUGGAAGGCCAAGUACAAUCUCUAAGGAAGCACCUUUCAGAAUCUCAGAAGACUUGUGAAGAUUUGGAAGCAAGACUAAAACACCAGAAAUCGCUCGUUUCAGCCACAAAUUCUAGUCGAGUUGGUGGUCUUUGUCUCAAAUGUGCACAGCAGGAGGCAGUUCUUGCUCAGACACAUUCUAAUGUUCACAUGCAGGUCAUUGAGAGAGUAACAAAAGAAAGAGAUGAUUUGAUGGAUGCACUUGUUUCAGUGAGGCAAACCAUGAAAGAGAUGCAGCAAAGAGAAUCUAAUGCAUAUGAGCAAGUUAAACAAGCUGUGCAAAUGACAGAAGAGGCCAAUUUAGAAAAAACAAAGGCUCUAGUUCAGUGUGAGCAACUGAAAAGUGAGAUGGAACGCCAGAAGAAUCGCCUUGAAAAGGAGUUAGCUGUCCAGCUCAAUAAGAGGACUGAGGAAAAAGAAGCUCUGCGGGAAGAAAUGAAGAAAGAAAGGGAGAACUUGGCAGCAAUGGUAAUGGCCAUGUCUGAGAAUGUUGCCAUGUUGGAGGCUCAGGUAGAGAGAAUUACACGGGAAAAGAAUUCUCUGGUUAACCAGUUAGAAGAAUCACAACAUCAGCUUGCAUCUCAUGAAAUGGAGAUGAACAAGGUGUGUGGAGAAAUGCGCUAUCAGUUGAAUCAAACCAAAAUGAAGAAGGAUGAGGCAGAAAAGGAGCUCAGAGAGUACAGAACAAAAACUAUAAGGCAGCUUGAAAUUAAGGACCAGAAAAUAGAAAAGCUGGGAUUAGAGCUGAAUGGAAACAAGCAGCGUUUGGAACAAGCCCAGCAGGAUGUGGCAGGAGCCAGAGAGGACUGCCUAAAACUGACAGAACUGCUGAGUAAAUCUGAGCACCAACUGCACCUCACCAGAUUGGAGAAAGAGAGCAUUCAGCGCAGCAUUAGCAAUGAAGCAAAGGCCCGAGCCCUUCAGGCCCAGCAAAGAGAGCAGGAGCUGACACAGAAGAUGCAGCAAAUGGAGGCCCAGCAUGAGAAAACUGUAAAUGAACUGGACUCAUUGCUGACCUCCCAGAAAACAUUCAUAGCAAAAUUAAAGAAAGAAUGUUGCUUGUUGGCAAGCAAGUUGGAAGAAAUGACAGAAAAAUACAGAUCUAAAGUCAACCAGCUUAGUCAGGAAAAAGAGUAUCUUCAUGGCAGAUUGGAGAAGAUGCAGAAACGGAAUGAUGAAUUGGACCAACAGUGUAUCCAGCAUGGGAGAAUGCAUGAGAGGAUGAAGUCAAGGUUGCACCAGCUGGACAAGCACUGCCAGACAACUGCCCAGCAGCUCGUGGAGCUCCUCAACAAACAGAAUCAGCUCUUCAAAGAGAAGCAGCUGCUGACAGAAGAAGUGCAGUUUCUGCGAACACAGUUGUGUAUUUCAGGAAAAGAAAUGGGAUGCAGAUCUCAAACAGGACACAGAUGGAAUCAAGUAAAAACCUGGAUGGAUGAAGAGAAAUGAGAACAAGUUUUUGUAAUGGCCAGUGACAUUCUGCAGACGAGGUGUGAUUUCUGGAGCAGCGAUGAGUUAGUUAAACUAUGAAAGGAAGGGCGGUAGACAGCCAGUACGGUUCUGAUACCCAGCUGCCCUGAUAGGAACGCUUCCAGUGCUGCAUCAGGUGAGCAUGGCCAGUUUUGCAAGCCUGCAGCUGUAAGCAGCAUCCGUGCCUUCUGCGAGGUGCCUGGCCAGGAGCACGGCGGGGCAGGGUGGGUGUAGUUUGUCAUCUUUUGUCUGUACUCUGGUGCUGGCCCUGCGCAGAGGGUUAAUGCAGCACAGAGCGGGCUUCCUCUGAGCAGCCACUGAUACUGAGUUUAACCUCUAUGUCUUUCCCUGGAUUUUGCUCACGGUGAGUGUGCUGAUCACCACUGCAGGUAAUGUGGUGCAUGUAUUCUUGAAAAAAAAAGUACCAUGUUAUUGUUUUUAAUUAAUUCUUUAAUGAACUGCAGCAUUAUAAAUCCUUCUUUAACUUUGCCUUCAUUACCUUACCAGGUUUUUUUUUUUUAAAAAAAAAAAAAGAAAAACCCUUAAGUCCUCUAACAUAAACCAGCUGAUGUGGAAAGUUUUUCUUUAUUUCUGAGGUCAUUUACAUCUCUUAAAAUUCAAAUUUCAGAACUCCAGUCAGAAUUCUGGGUAUCCACCCCAGCUCCAACAGAGCUUUAUCCCUCGGUCUUAAUGAAGUCCUGAAGUGCUGCUGAGGAAGCACAAACAAUAGCUACACAAGAGCUUCAGAACUGUAAAUUAGCCUUCCCACCAGAGGUUUUCUAACAGCGUGCAGGCAGUUUCCUGUUUUCAUACAGCUGCCCACCCCUUAUACAGUCUGUACAAUUCACAGUAAACACUCUCUGGCACAACCCUGCCUCCUCCUUCCUGGAAGGGAGAAGGGGCAGGAUCUAAGACGUGCCCCAAAACAACAGCUCAGUUAUUUACUGCUAAACACGAGCGAUGGCUAAAGCUCAGGGAGACCUUGUUUUUCAGAAAUCAAACAGCUCCUGUGCUUGUUACCUGAAAGAGUUCUGAUCUUAGAAAGAGACAGGACAGCAGGCCCACAGGAAGCCAGGCUUUGGAACAGUGCUUGUUUACACAGCAUUGCCACAUUCUUAACCAUUUAUGUAUUUCUCUUCUAAGAGCUCACCCCCAGGCUGAAGUGACACAAACAAGAAGUGCAAGCAGCUCCAUACACGCUACUUACUUAUGCUCCGCUCCCAUCUCUUUCUUCUGUCUUUCAGUUCUCCUCUGUAUGCGCCUGAAACUUGGGCUUCUCUGAAGCUCACACAGAGAACCAUUUGCAGAGAAGGAGACACGCUGCCUACUCUCACCUGCUUUGUAUUUGCUUUUAACUAUAGUGCCAUCAAUAUUUUGAAACAUUACUCUCCUACGGAACUUUCUAGGAAGACCUCUCAGCCUGGCCUAAGACACCGCAGUGCAGUGGCAACAGCUGUGAUGGAGCAUGGACUGGAUUUGUUAUUUCUACUAUUUUUAUAAAAUGUUUUUAUCUAUUUUGUAAUUUAAUACAGAUGUCUGUCUUAUUUACAGAUGACAGUCCCAAUAAACUUAGUUUACUAA
Gallus gallus (chicken) is the source of this 3853-nucleotide messenger RNA. RefSeq names its product serologically defined colon cancer antigen 8 (gene SDCCAG8). NCBI's taxonomy places the organism in Eukaryota, Metazoa, Chordata, Aves, Galliformes, Phasianidae. Gene Ontology annotation, cellular component: centriole; centrosome. Bases 23 to 2251 code for a protein of 742 amino acids. Gene Ontology annotation, biological process: neuron migration; establishment of cell polarity; tube formation. The record is from RefSeq and is a predicted model, not a curated record. The transcript is spliced from 19 exons.